Molecule: messenger RNA, 297 nt
Organism: Ambispora leptoticha
Lineage: Eukaryota; Fungi; Glomeromycota; Glomeromycetes; Archaeosporales; Ambisporaceae
Source: the annotation of a GenBank genome assembly
AUGGCUAAUAAUAUUGCUCUCAAUUUUCGCAUUAACGGUGGUGGAAUUUUUGAACUUGAUAAUGUUAAUCCAACAAUAACUGUCAGAGCACUCAAAACUAUGAUUAGAAAUGGGAACUAUGUUACUUCUACUAUUUUCGAACUUUAUAGAAAUGAUUUUGCAAGAGAGGUAGAAGAAAAUAUGAAAGAUGAAGCUACUGUUGUAUCAAAUCAGAGUUGCAACAAUAAUUCAAAAACUCAUAAGCAUCUGAUUUGGAUAUUUACGGAAAAACAGGAUGAUAUUCCAGGAUCAAUUUAA